CAGGGUAGCCGGAGCGGGCGGCGGUGCAUGGGAGCGCGCGCGCGGGGCUUCAGACCCUUCCCAGAGGACUGCGGUUCUUCGGGCGCGCCUUAAAUUCCGCGCCUGCCGGGGAGCCGCGGGGAGGCCAUGGCUGCCGUCGGCUUCAAGGCUGCGGGCAGCGGCUUGUGGAAGGGCAACGGGGCUGGCUUGCAGCUGGCCGCCGCCGUCUUCUGCCAGAGCUGCAGCUCCGCCGCCAGCAGCGGCCCUGGCGAGGGCAGGCGGGCGGGCUGGGGCCAGCAAAGGGCUCAGCACCAGUCUGCGGGGCAAUUCCCACCCCCGGCAGCCCCCGGCAGAGCCCGGAGAGCCGCAGAGCCCAGCCCGGCCGCAGCCGGCCCCCUGAGCAGCCAGCCCAGCCCUGCCGAGGGCGCCGACACUAAGUCCUACCUAUGGGCCAGAUACCACGAGAUGAAAAAGCUGGUGUAUGAUCUUCUUCCACCAGGAGUCUGCAAUCUCCUUAACCCUGCAGCUAUCUACGCAAAUAAUGAGAUCAGCUUGAGAGAUGUUGAGAUCUAUGGCUUUGAUUAUGAUUAUACAUUAGCACAGUACUCUAAUUUAUUGCACUCUAUGAUAUUCAACACUGCCAGAGACAUACUAAUUGAACAGUACAAGUAUCCAGAAGGACUCAAGAAAUAUGAUUACCUUCCAGGAUUCGCCAUCAGAGGGCUUCACUACGAUGUGCAAAAGAGUCUUCUGAUGAAGAUUGAUGCUUUCCAUUAUGUCCAGUUGGGGACUGCAUAUAGAGGGCUAAAGCCAGUGCCUGAUGAUGAGGUUAUCGAAUUGUAUGGUGGUACCCAGCACAUCCCACUGUACCAGAUGAGUGACUUCUAUGGCAAGGGUCCUUCAAUUAAACAAUUCAUGGACAUCUUCUCCCUUCCUGAAAUGACCCUGCUCUCCUCUGUCAUUGACUAUUUCAUAAAUCAUGGCAUUGAAUUUGACCAGGUUCAUCUUUACAAGGACAUAUCUGAUGCCAUUAAAGAUGUGCACGUGAAAGGAAUGAUGUACAAAUGGAUUGAGAAGGACAUGGAGAAAUAUAUUCUUCAUGGGGAUGAAACUUAUGCUGUCCUAAACCGACUGGUUAACCUCAACAAGAAACUCUUCCUUAUUACAAACAGCCCCUUCAGCUUUGUAGAUAAAGGAAUGAAACAUAUGGUUGGCAAGAACUGGCGGGAUCUCUUUGACAUGGUCAUUGUGCAAGCUGAUAAACCCACCUUUUUCACUGAUAGACGCAAACCUUUUAGAAAAUUGGAUGACAAAGGCUCACUUCAAUGGGACAAAAUAAACAAACUAGAAAAGGGAAAGAUCUACAAACAGGGAAAUUUGUUUGAUUUUCUAAGGCUAACAGGUUGGCGUGGGUCCAAAGUACUUUAUUUCGGUGACCAUCUGUACAGCGAUCUUGCAGACUUGAUGCUGCGUCAUGGCUGGAGGACUGGAGCCAUUGUACCAGAACUGGAACCUGAAAUCCGGAUCAUCAAUACAGAGCAGUACAUGCACUCGCUGACUUGGCAACAGGCACUCACAGGGCUGCUGGAGAGAAUGCAGAUGUAUCAAGAUGCAGAAUCAAAGCAGGUGCUGCUGGAAUGGAUGCAAGAGCGUCAGGAAAUUAGGUCCCUUACGAAGAACUUAUUCAAUCCUCAGUUCGGGAGCAUCUUCCGAACCUUCCACAACCCAACCUACUUCUCUCGGAGACUGAUCCGGUUUUCUGAUAUCUACAUGGCAUCUAUCAGCUGCCUGCUGAACUAUGAUGUGAACUUCACCUUCUUCCCCCGGCGCACCCCUCUGCAGCACGAGGCGCCCCUCUGGAUGGAUCAACUCUGCACGGGUUGUAUGAAGACCCCCUUCCUGGAGGAGAUGGUGCACAUCCGAUGAAGGGAAAGUGUGUGAGCUGAAGUUUACAGUAAUGUAGUGCUAGAAUUGUUUGUACAAAGGGUCAGGCUGUUUGGCCAUGAAUUGCCUAUGGCUAAAGAUGAUUUUAACGUGGGUGUGGGUUGUGUUUGGUGUGUUGUCCCUGACCAUCACUGAACCUUGCCUUCCAGCACUUCCAAAUAUCUACCUUGCUAACAAAUUGGUGCUUAAGUUAAGUGGAAGGGAGAUAUGAUUGACUAUUUUAACUUACAAAGCAUUCUUAGAGUUGGUUAGGUAGAAGUAAAACAAUCACAGCAAGCUGCAUUUCAUGACCCCCUAAUGUUUUUAAAACUCCAUCUUCAGCCCCUGCCCGAAUUCUGGCCCAAAUCUUCUAAUAUGGGUAGCUGACAUUAGGUAACUGCAGUUAGGCACCUUAGCGAGAAGUGGCCUGAUUCUCUGAAGUGCUAAGCAAACCCACCUCUCUUCUCUCCCAUAAAUUUAAAGGUUUAUUCGGCACCUCCGAAAGCUGAUUUUAGGCAACUUAACUUUUGAAUGUUUUGGUCUCUGAAUAUAGAGGCUUUUUUUCUUCACUUGAUAUAGAAACAGUUCAAAAGCUAAGAUCUUGACACACUGCUUAGAAGCUGCAUUUUUGCAGCCUUUGACAUUAAAAUCAUGUAUUUGCCAUGUCUUUGAGGAUUGUUUUGAAAAGCAUGGAAGUUAAAUUAUAAUGGAUUUAAAAUCUUCAUGUCCUAGUCUUAAAUAUAUUUAAGUCAACACUUUAAAAUUUAACACUGAAAAGUAUUGGCUUGAAAAAUCAAUCAAAACACUACCUUAAGUUUUACAGUAAACAGCUUAGAGCUCAUAUCUUCUCAAUAAGAUGAGCAAUGCCUCUGUAUUUGCACAAAUUGGGCCUUAUUCUGAAGUCAUGGGCUGGUGUGAAGUUACACCACCUCCAAUGUAAAACUGAGUGUAGAAUAAGGCCUGUUUGUAUUCUUGACUCAUCAAGGCUGUUCCUAUGGCUGCGGAAGAGAUUAUUCUGAUUCAGUAGCAGGAAAGCGGGGUGGGGGCGGGGGAAGCAACAAAGGAUAAAUUGUGAUCAAGCAUGGAGAGGUAGGUGAAUCUUGUGUUAAAUAUAUUUUUCCAAAAAAUGAAACCAGUGUUGUUGACAAUGGAUGGGGAUUACCUUAUGCCAAAUCUUUGGGUAGGAGACAGUGAUUUCUAGCUAUAGCUCUGCCUCAGCUUCUGUUUAGUACAAGUGUAGAAUGUCUGUGUAAUUGAAGGGGUGGAGUCUCAGGAGUUACAAAGGGCCAGAGAAGCAUAACUCCUGUGCUGCUGCUGCUGGAUGAGAGUACCCUGCACACACCAUACCACUGAAUCUCUUCUGCAUACUGCCAGGAAUCUUACUACUGCUCUUUCAAGUCGUUGGAAAUAUUAUGACAAGGAUGAAAGCACUGAGAGCUGCUCCUAGAUGGGGAUGCUAUUAAUAAUAAUCCUCCCUCCACCCAUCUCAGGUCAAAGCUGGCCCAUAAUUCAGCUUUGUCAGGUCUAUACAACGUAAAACCAUAUGGAAAGGUUACAUUGAAACCCGUGUUUUAAAACAUUCUCCUGUAAUGUUUACACCCCAAACAUAACAGUGCUAACCCAUGAGAACCUGUCUAAAGCUGAGAGAGAUUAAACCAGAAAAGAAUUUUAUCUUAAGAUAAUGGCAGUGGUAGUACAACACUUUAAACUCUGUGGUGAUAUCUAUUCCGAUUUCAACAUGAAGGAUGCAGUCAGUUUACAUCCUUGCAAUUGUCAAAGGAGUUUCGAAACACAGAAAGCAGUAACAUCUGACUGAAGUUUAUAUAGCCAUAAAACAAACUUAUUAGCAUAAACAUCCCUCUUCCCCAUUAAAUUUACAACACCCUCUUUUUCUGCCUGCCAAUAGACAUUUUUGAGCUAUGCUUAAAAUCAAGGCAUGCUGUUUAUUUCUAUUUAGAGACACUCCAGCUUGGGGACUGAGUGGAAGAAGCAAUUAAAUAGCUAACUGCCUUUGUUUGCCUUUUCUUCAGACUAUUUUAAGCUUUUUCUGCAGCCCAGCAUCAUCUCCCACAAUUCUGGUGUACAGCCCCCAAAGGCAGUUUAGAAGUGCAAGGCUGUGGAUGGAGGCCCCAGCCUGGGUUCCUACUUGCCACCUCAUCUUUCUUUUUCUUUUUUCCCCUCUUUUAACUGCCUUUCUCCUUCCCUGCUCUGGAGACUGAGCGGGGUUGGGUUUGCAACCACAGGAGCCUCUGCUGCAUCACCUCCAGGCUCUCACUUCUGCCUCUCUUUUGGAAGGGAAGAAGCACCCCUGAAAGCACCAUGUGAAGUAAAGAUACUUUCCCAAGCUGACAGUGAGGGAAACAUGAGCAGGCGGCCCUCAUCCAGUCAGCCCAGGGGAAGUCUGGAAUGCAAGGACAAGAGGUUUGUGAGGCUCAAGUGCCCCACCCCUCCCCCAUCUUGAAGUGACUGUUGAAUGCUGUAGCCCUCAUCCCAGUUGCUGACCCUGGCAGAGCAGGACUCAGAAGGCAGUUUUUAGAGGGUUUCAGGUCUUGUGGAAGGUCACAGCAGCACACCUACAUCCACAAGCAAACAAAAAAACAACCCAAAAGGAGCAAGAAAAACUAUCCACUGCCUCACCUUCCAGUGCUGAAGGGGAGCUUUCUGACUGUUAAUCUGAGCAGGGCCAAGGGAAAGCCCAAGAAUGAUUGAUUUAUUUUUGGCAAGAAGUUUUGAGUCUAUGUUCAAAACGGUGGUGGAUCCACAGUACAGAUC
Messenger RNA from Mauremys mutica (yellowpond turtle), 4674 nucleotides. It is a transcript of the gene NT5DC2, whose product is annotated as 5'-nucleotidase domain containing 2. NCBI's taxonomy places the organism in Eukaryota, Metazoa, Chordata, Testudines, Geoemydidae. The transcript has 14 exons. Bases 127 to 1905 code for a protein of 592 amino acids. Gene Ontology annotation, molecular function: 5'-nucleotidase activity. The record is from RefSeq and is a predicted model, not a curated record.